AGAAAAUCGUUUAUAUAUUUCCAACUAAACAAGAAAACGCCCACAUGCGAAGAUGUACUCCUUGAUAGCGCUAACCAAAUCCAGUUUAGCGCCAUUUGUCCGAAAUUCUUCGAUUUCACUCUCCGCGCCUCAAGAAAAUCCCCCAAUCCAGAAUUGCUCAAUUGCCCGCGGUUCUCCCAUUCCACAACUCUCGCCAUGACCUCCACACUCCUAACCCGGGCAGCCAGGCCCGCAUGCCGCACCCUGACCAGCCCCAGCGCCAUCCUCUCCACCGCACAACUCCCACCACCCACCACCACCAACACCACCACCACCACCCGCGGAUACUCGACAUCGACAGAAACGACGACCGAACACAAGCCUCGAUGGGCGCAUACCCCGCCCCGCGCAAAGGCGCCGUUCAGUCUGCGGUAUAAUUCCCGAAGGCCCGAGUAUCUGGUGAACUCGGAUCCGAAGCGGUUGGAUCAGUUCUAUAUUCGGAUGCUGGGCGAGGGUGGUGAGACGGUGCUUUCGGAGGAGGUGAAGUGGCUUGCUGUUACGCAUAAGAGUUAUGAUCAGGGUCGGAGGGGAUUUAAUGAUCGGUUGGCUUUUGUUGGCAAGCGCAUCGUUCAGUUGCAGACCUCGUUGGCUUUGGUGCAGAACCCGGCGAACUCGGCUGGUCCUGUUGCGGAAGAUCCCCAUGGCCGACAAUUGUUUGCUCAUCCGGCGCUGGAGGGGCUGGACAGUCUGUCCGACAGCACGAAGGUGCUGCUCACGGGUAAGACGAAGCUGGCGCAGUUGGCGCAGAAGUACGACAUGCAGAAUGUUCUGAGGUGGUCGCCGCGGAAGCCCAACAACCUCGCCGCCUCCGGAAUCGAACUCGUCAUGGCUCACACAAUGUACGCGGUUAUUGGCGCCAUUGCUCUGGAGAAAGGAGGACAUUUCGCCAACAAGGUGGCCCAGGACCGGAUACUGGAACCCUUGGGCGUGAAGACGAUUGCCUAAGCUUUCUUUGGGAGGAUAUUACUGGGAAUUGGCCGCAGGAGCAUAUCAUGGCGUUGUUCCGUUGUCUCUUUGUCUUCUUGAUAUGAUGUUUUAUGGAUGUACUGUACUACUACGCUGUCGGACAUCCCUCUGUAUAUGUACUUUUACGAUACGGGUUUAGAAUACCACGACUUCUCAACAAUCACAUUGCAUUAUUAAAUAAACAAGAAAGAAAAAAAAAGUAUGUACGGUUCCUCUGACACCGCCCGGAUAACCUGUAAAAUACCCGGCCAGCUCUUAUGGAACCCUCGCUGUAAAACGAUCGUAGUCUCCGCGCCUCUGUAUCGCAAGAUUCAGCUAUUAAAAUUAACCUGACAACCCCCGCGACAGAAUGCCACGAGAGUCAUAGGAGCCUCCCCCCCAAAGGAAGAAGACUAAUGCAGCCUUGCACUGUCUAUCGAGAGCGUAAAUUGGUAC
Molecule: messenger RNA, 1440 nt
Organism: Aspergillus glaucus CBS 516.65
Lineage: Eukaryota; Fungi; Ascomycota; Eurotiomycetes; Eurotiales; Aspergillaceae
Product: mitochondrial 54S ribosomal protein mL57
Exons: 3
Coding region: 196-984 (262 amino acids)
Biological process (GO): RNA processing; mitochondrial translation
Cellular component (GO): mitochondrial large ribosomal subunit
Molecular function (GO): structural constituent of ribosome; ribonuclease III activity
Source: RefSeq, a predicted model, not a curated record